This is a messenger RNA of Suillus fuscotomentosus, 156 nucleotides long. RefSeq lists its product as uncharacterized. The annotation marks the transcript as partial. Lineage: Eukaryota; Fungi; Basidiomycota; Agaricomycetes; Boletales; Suillaceae. The record is from RefSeq and is a predicted model, not a curated record. The transcript has a single exon.
GAGCCUCUCAAUGAGUUCCUUCGUUCAUUUUGGCAGUGGAAAAUGGAUACAGAGACACCAAAUUGCAAGAAUCCUCCACUCCCUCCCACUCGCAUUAAGAAAGUCACGAGCGAUCCAGACGUGAACUCGAGGGUAUGUCGCUUCAUCAUAAAAUAA